This is a messenger RNA of Myxocyprinus asiaticus (Chinese sucker), 1095 nucleotides long. RefSeq names its product protein FAM163B-like. Bases 159 to 701 code for a protein of 180 amino acids. The transcript is spliced from 4 exons. Lineage: Eukaryota; Metazoa; Chordata; Actinopteri; Cypriniformes; Catostomidae. The record is from RefSeq and is a predicted model, not a curated record.
GUGACUCCAGCGGAUGCCCCUCACAGCUCUCCAGCGCUCGUGAAAGGGAUACGAGUUUAAUUCCAUCUGGAGAUGUGACCUCGUAAUUUGGCGAAUGCGUUGGACACGAGACAUAUGCUCUGUUGAUACCAUAAUUUUGUUGAUGGAGAGGAUUUCGAAUGACAGCCGGCACAGUGGUCAUCACAGGUGGAAUUUUAGCUGCGGUCAUCUUGCUAACUAUUGUUACAGUUCUAUGUUACUGUAGACUGCAGUAUUACUGCUGUAAAAGAGAGGAGUCGGAGGGGGGAGAGGAGGAGGCUGACUUCACCAAGGCAUCACCAAGUCCACUACGCCAAACAAAUCCACCUGAAAGUCCACUGAGUCUUCAGCAUUUUCCUGAAUACGCAUCCUCCAACCAGCUGCUAAUGACUGCAGAGCCUUUUGAGCCCAAUGGACCAGUCACCUAUCCUCACUACACCCCGCGAAUGCCCUACAGGCCCAACCGCUCUUACACUUUCUGCCCCUCCUGUUCUGGGUAUCUGCCACUGUAUAUGAGCCCUCAGGAGGGGCUGCCUAAUGGAGGAGACAGGAUCAACUACAGGACUGUGCAGCAGGAGUUAGACCUGCCGAUGGAGAUGCCCAGCUUCCACAAAUUCAACCUCAUCAGCUCUGUCACCAUGCAGGAAGUGCUGACUCAUCACAGCAUUAGCACUGAUGUGUAGAACUAUUUUGCACUACAAAGCCAAAACGCAGUAACUACGCCAACUAUGAAAUGGAGAAAAAUGUUUUCUAAGUUUUUUGAUUUUCCAGUCAAAUGUGAAUUAUAAAAUAGUCUCUAAGGGCACUCAGAUCCACACCAAAACAAUCAGUCCGAGACCACCUAGAUGAUUUAAUUUGUAAUCCGUCUCGGACCAAUUGCAAAUGAACCCUGGAACGGUUUGCUUGUGGUGAGAAUGCGAUUCGAUCCAAUGAACCAAACAAUAUCCAGACAAAAACCAUGAACAUACCUGAUGGAUCUUUGGAGAAGACAUCUGUAGGUCAGCACUUCACAGUAAUUCAUCAUCAAAACGCGUAUAUAGCCUUUUGGUGAAUAUAUAAGAUUUAGUUGUAUGUUAA